AUGCUGAGGCGGCCUCUCCACCGUCGGGCGCUGGCCUGGGCCUAUCAUGAGACUGUUCGGUCUGGCCGAUCUCGGCCGAACCUCUUAUCCCUGGGCCAGACACGCCCUUUCACCAGCUCCUCAACUAGUUUUCCAACUGCGUCGCAGUUCAACCGAUCCGAUUUCACAAAUCAGCCGUUCACCGGCAGCUAUGAACCCGGGCUCCCAACCACGGGCCCGUUGGCUUCAACUCCGGCCUUCGGCGCUCCGCGCAUUACCCCCAAGGUCCUAAAGCAAUAUCUUGACCAGUUUGUGGUCGGACAGGAUCGUGCAAAGAAGGUAUUGAGUGUCGCAGUGUACAAUCACUACCAGCGGGUACAGGAGCUCCAAAGACGGGAAGAGGAGCAAGAGGAACUUCAGGCGAAGCGGCAACGGAGGGAAGCCUUUGAAAGACACCCUUUAGAAGGAGCUUAUUACGCAGAUGAAUUCCCCGGCCAACAGCGCACCGUUGGACUCCCGUCUACACCUAAAUCCCGUCAGGCCACCCCGUUGGAUCAAAUUGAGCUGGUGGACACUUCACCAUUACAACUAGAAAAGUCAAACAUACUGCUCCUUGGCCCUUCGGGUGUUGGUAAAACCCUCAUGGCAAAAACGCUUGCGCGGGUGCUGUCGGUGCCUUUCAGUAUUUCCGACUGCACCCCCUUCACGCAAGCUGGCUAUAUCGGAGAAGAUGCCGAGACAUGUGUGCAUCGGCUGCUGGCAGCUGCAAACUACGAUGUCGAGCAGGCAGAACGUGGUAUCAUUGUCUUAGAUGAGGUCGAUAAAAUUGCCGCCGCCAAAGUUAGCCACGGCAAGGACGUGGGUGGGGAAGGUGUGCAACAAGCACUGCUCAAGAUCAUUGAAGGUACGACGGUCCAGGUCCAGGCCAAGCCGGAGAAAAAUCCUCGCACAGCGAGUCCGCCAAAUUCCUAUCCCUCCAAUAGUCCCCUAGGGAAUACACCAUUCCAGCCAAACAAUAGCAACCCCCAGGCUGUAAAGGGAGAGGUUUACAAUGUGCGCACGGACAACAUACUCUUCAUCUUCUCGGGGGCCUUCAUGGGCCUGCACAAAGUGGUCAUGGACCGGAUUUCUAAAGGCUCCAUGGGCUUUGGUCAACCCGUCCGAGCCGCGGCCAGCUCAAGUGACCAACCAGGUCCAUCGGCUUCUUCUCCAACAGAGCCACUUCUAAUCCAACCUGGCUCUGAAGAAGAGGCACUUUACAAAAAGCAUCUCCCCUUUUUCACAUCUGCAUCUCCCUCUGGACCAGGAAGCGAACCGACCUAUUUUAACGCACUGGACCUCCUCACCCCCACCGACUUGCAAACGUAUGGGUUCAUUCCCGAGCUGAUCGGGCGAAUCCCCGUCACCGCCGCUUUAUCGACACUAACCCAACCCUUACUUCUCCGCAUCCUUACCGAGCCUCGCAACUCCCUGCUGGCCCAGUACACCACUCUUUUAUCUCUGUCUGGGAUCGAGUUGCGCUUCACCACGCCUGCAUUGCACAAAAUCGCAGCGAAUGCCUUUUCAAUGGGGACUGGUGCUAGAGCCUUACGCACCGAGAUGGAAACAAUACUCAGUGAUGCUAUGUUUGAAGCACCCGGUUCUAGCGUCAAAUUCGUUCUAGUGACGGAGGCGGUUGCCAACCGGGACGAGAAACCUAUCUACCUCGCUCGCGGCCAAGGCGGUAAAUUCCAUGCAAUGAUUUCCGCCGAGGAGAGUAAGUGGGAGGAAAACUCGCGGCGUGACAAGAAGGCAAAAGAGAAGAAAGACAAGUCGCAGAGCGAGUGUGGCGAUGGACAUGCAUCUAGCUUUCAGGAAUAUCGAAAGCGGGCCCUGGGUUAG
Messenger RNA from Penicillium argentinense, 1860 nucleotides. RefSeq names its product putative ATP-dependent Clp protease. Gene Ontology annotation, molecular function: ATP binding; ATP hydrolysis activity. The transcript has 2 exons. The record is from RefSeq and is a predicted model, not a curated record. Lineage: Eukaryota; Fungi; Ascomycota; Eurotiomycetes; Eurotiales; Aspergillaceae. The coding region runs from base 1 to 1860 and encodes 619 amino acids. Gene Ontology annotation, cellular component: mitochondrial matrix. Gene Ontology annotation, biological process: proteolysis; protein catabolic process.